AUGCGCAGUGAAGAGAAACGACGCAAGUUCCAUGAGGCCCUUCUUAACACACUUUAUCCACAACCCCAGGCAGAAGAAGAUGGGAAACGUCCUGCUAGCACAGCGGAUGAAGGGUUUGAUGUUAGUCUGAUCCCAGAUGACUAUGGGCUGCAACAGAGUAGUUCAUCAGCAAGUGAGGAAGAUAAUGGUGGUGAGGGCGGGUUAGAAUUAGAGACCCUGAAGUUAACUAGGGCUCAGAGGAAGAGGCUACGCAGAAGGAAGCUUAAGGAAGAUAUUUCUCGUCGAGGAAAAACUAUUGGGCCAUUGCCUUUGUCAAGCAAUGACGAAAAAGGUGACUCUAGUAGUGCAGUUAAAGAACGCACCCCAGACGUUCGACAAAAUGCUGAUGAAGAUUAUAGUCAGUUUAGUGCUGCUGCCAGUAACAACCCAGAAGGUGGUGCUAACAAGAGCAAGCUAAAGCAGAGGAGGAUGGCUAAGAGGUUGGCAAGGGAAAGGUUGAAAUCUUCCAUUGUGGAGACGGGUGUUCAGGGCCAAACUUUGAAGUCUCCAACCAAGGAGACUUGUGAUCAAGAUUAG
Molecule: messenger RNA, 576 nt
Organism: Dovyalis caffra
Lineage: Eukaryota; Viridiplantae; Streptophyta; Magnoliopsida; Malpighiales; Salicaceae
Source: the annotation of a GenBank genome assembly